This is a messenger RNA of Cordyceps militaris CM01, 732 nucleotides long. RefSeq names its product Calponin-like actin-binding protein. NCBI's taxonomy places the organism in Eukaryota, Fungi, Ascomycota, Sordariomycetes, Hypocreales, Cordycipitaceae. Gene Ontology annotation, biological process: regulation of microtubule polymerization or depolymerization; protein localization to microtubule plus-end; spindle assembly. The transcript has 4 exons. The coding region runs from base 1 to 732 and encodes 243 amino acids. Gene Ontology annotation, molecular function: microtubule plus-end binding. Gene Ontology annotation, cellular component: microtubule plus-end; microtubule organizing center; spindle midzone. The record is from RefSeq and is a predicted model, not a curated record.
AUGGGCGAAUCUCGGCAAGAACUUGUUCAAUGGCUGAACAACCUCCUGCAGCUCAACAUCACCAAAGUUGAGCAAUGCGGCACAGGCGCUGCACUCUGCCAGGUCUAUGACAGUAUAUACAUGGAUGUGCCCAUGCACAAGGUCAAAUUUAACGUCAAUGGCGAGUAUGCAUAUGUUCAAAAUUUCAAAGUGCUGCAGAACACUUUCGCCAAGCACCAGAUCGACAAGCCCAUCCCGAUCGAGCAGCUCGUCAAGUGCAGGAUGCAAGACAAUCUUGAGUUCUUGCAGUGGACGAAAAAGUUUUGGGACCUGAACUUCCCCGAUCACGAAUACGAUGCCGUCGCCCGUCGAAAGGGAGGCACGCUUGCGGCCAGCGGGCCCAAGGCCCCAGUGGCUUCCAGCGGUGGUGCCGCCAGAAGAGGCGGCAUCACACCAAGCACCGCCCCUGGUCGCGCUGCCCCUAGAACCGGCGGAGCGCCUUCUGCCGCCCUCCAGCAAGAGAAUGCCACGCUGAAAGAGACUGUGGUUGGCCUCGAGCGCGAACGUGACUUUUACUUUAGCAAGCUGCGUGACAUUGAGCUUCUCAUCCAGCAGGCUAUCGACGAGGAUCCCGAACUCGAGAAGCAGGAAGAUGGCCUCGUCAAGCACAUCCAAACCAUUCUAUACUCCACCGAGGAAGGCUUUGAAAUUCCAGAGGAGGGAGAAGCAGCGGAGGACCAGGAGACAUUCUAA